AUGCAGCGAGGCAAGGUGCGGGCGGCGCUGGCGGCGCUGCUGUGCGCCGCGCUGCUCCCGGCGCGCCCGGAGGCCGCCAAGGCGCCCAGGCGGCCGGCGCGGACGCGGACCUGCGGCGAGCGGCCCGAGGAGCUGCUGGAGCAGCUGUACGGGCGGCUGGCGGCCGGCAUGCUCAGCGCCUUCCACCACACCCUGCAGCCCGAGCCGCCGGGCCGCCAGCACAACGCCAGCUGCCCCGUCGGCAGCCGCCCGCCCGGCGACAAGAGGGUCCGGCUGCCCGUCAACCUGCGGAGCGCCUCGCCCUGGGCCUACAGAAUUUCGUAUGAUCCCACCAGAUACCCCAAGUACAUCCCGGAAGCGUACUGCCUGUGCAAGGGCUGCCUGCUGGGGCUGUUUGGUGAGGAGAGCUUUGGCUUCCGCAGCACGCCCGUGUACAUGCCCACCGUCAUCCUGCGCCGCACCUCCGCCUGCGCCGGCGGCCGCUACGUCUACACGGAGGACUACGUCACCAUCCCAGUGGGCUGCACCUGUGUGCCCGAGCCAGACAAGGAGGCCGACAGCGUCAAUUCCAGCAUAGAUAAGCAAGACAUGAAGUUGCUGGUCAGCCAGAACAAGCCAUCCUCGGAUUGAAGAAUACCUGAAGAGUCGUGUUACAGUGUUGGCUUCAUGUCAUCGUUCCGCCACCUCAGGAAACUGCACCACAGCAGCAAACACACUGACUUACCCUCUUUCUACUUGGAGUCUUCUCAGUUAUAAGAUAGAAAGUUUUUGUCCUGUCGCUGAGAUCACUAGAGGUGACAAUUCAUACUAAGAACUUCUUUAGUUCCUGUCAGUAUCUGUUGCAAAUUCCAGAUAGUCUUUUUCUUUUUCCUUAGAGCAGAACAUUUUAUCCACAGUGAAGUUUAGAAGGUGAUGCAUCUGCAAGACCUGCUAGCUAUUGCUAUAGCACACUGCUGGUUGUACAUAUUUUUAAGGAACCUCUUAUACUCCACUUUUAAGUACUCUCAUAUAAAAGUCACAUAGCUGCCAUACAUGUGCCAAAUCAGCAGUUAAAAGGAGAACUGCUCAGGCUGGGAGAGCCUUCCUUUAUAUCGUGUGUCUCAGCUCCGAGCAGUGUUCUUGGCUGUUACAUCUUUAGCUAUUUAUAAGCUACAGCAAGGAAAUCUUUGCUUAGUUUGAGUCAUUCAUGAAACAACGUUCUAUGAGUUUGCAAUUUUUUAAACUUGCCAAAUUGUUACCGAUACAAAAAUGUUGAGUGUGAGAAUACUGUAAAACUGCAGGGGACUGAGUCUGAUUGCACAGAAAAUGUCAGUGAGGAAAAACACAGUUUGGGUCCCAAGAAUUCUAUGUUAGGUUUCAUUCAUUGUUAACCCCUUAACCAUCUCUUGUGACAAAACUGUGUUCUGUAUGGUUGAAAGGUCAAAGCAUGUUUAUGUUAGGGAAUUCCCCAUUAAGAAAACUAGGUGUGGAAGAUGGGCCUCAUCUCAGGUACACUGCAGAUGAGUCAGCAGGCUCGGGCUAAAUGCUACAGAAGUCACUGAGGGGAGUCCCAGCCAAUCCAAACCUGUUAAAUCCAAUGGAUGUAUACAAGUGGUGGUACUCGUUCUUCCCCAUGCCACAUGUGACGCCAGCCACUCCCAACAGAUGGGAGUCUGCGGAAGAGCAGGCUGCCGUCUUUGCAGCUUACAGGAUCUUGACAGCAGCCCCUAUCCAGGAAGCCCAGAUGCACAGAAACUUGCAUUUCCGGAACGAUAGGCUGAGGGUUGGCUCAGUGCAGCGCCUGGAAUUGGGAGCAUCCAGGCACACCUUGCACACACACAGCUCCUCGGGGGACCGCCAGCCCCGAUGCUGAUCCCACGCUGGCUGCACAGCAGAGAACAGCUUUUACAGUCCAAAGGUCGUGACUGCAGUAUCGGUACAAAACAGAAAUAAGCACCAUGUGCAGCAAUGUAACUCUCAAAAUUUGGCUUAAUUUAUGGAGGAUAAAGUCCCUGUGCUACAUAAACACACUCCUUUGGAGUGUUGCUGGAUGAAGAACGAAAGACUAUGAACUAAUCAGAAUGAACAAGUUAAACAGUGAAAAUCAUACAACUCCUUGUUUUGGUGCAUAGUUAUUGACUGUGCUCUUUAUGACUCAGUCUAGUGUAACAGUAUUUUUAUAAUGCAAUCUGUAUAGCUUCUUUCAAAGCCUAAAAUUACUUCAAGAACUCCAGAAAGCAAUAAAAGACUCCCAUUGCCAUGUCA
This is a messenger RNA of Colius striatus (speckled mousebird), 2244 nucleotides long. RefSeq names its product interleukin 17D (gene IL17D). The coding region runs from base 1 to 630 and encodes 209 amino acids. Gene Ontology annotation, cellular component: extracellular region. Gene Ontology annotation, molecular function: cytokine activity. The transcript has 3 exons. NCBI's taxonomy places the organism in Eukaryota, Metazoa, Chordata, Aves, Coliiformes, Coliidae. The record is from RefSeq and is a predicted model, not a curated record. Gene Ontology annotation, biological process: inflammatory response.